Molecule: messenger RNA, 1497 nt
Organism: Thermochaetoides thermophila DSM 1495
Lineage: Eukaryota; Fungi; Ascomycota; Sordariomycetes; Sordariales; Chaetomiaceae
Product: RNA splicing factor PRP9-like protein
Exons: 2
Coding region: 1-1497 (498 amino acids)
Biological process (GO): mRNA splicing, via spliceosome
Cellular component (GO): spliceosomal complex; nucleus
Molecular function (GO): RNA binding; zinc ion binding
Source: RefSeq, a predicted model, not a curated record
AUGAUUGUCGAGGAUCAAAGAUUUAUCCACGAGGACCUGGAGCGCCUCGAACAGGGCAUUGCUGAUCGCAUGCUCGAAGAGCCCAAAAAUAUUCGUGACCGUCUCAAUAGAGAUCACGAAGUCGCCCAGUUAUUAGAUCAGAUUCAGCGCCAAUCCGCAGAUCUGCUGCCCCUUUACGAGGAUAAGAACGGUCUCCGGUCAAAAGAGAUCCUCCAAAUCAGUUCAGGGGAUCCGUUUGAAGAGUUCUACCGCCAAUUGUCACGCAUCAAGGACCAUCACGCACGGUAUCCAAACGAGCAAGCCGAGAACCCAGAGCAGUGGUACCGCCCACGAAAGAAUGACGAACAACACCCAUACAUUGUGGACAAUCUGUUCACUGGCGAAGAAGCAUUUGGCCGAUUCUUCGAUCUACACGCGUGCCAUGAGCUCUUUCUGAACCUUCCGAACGUGAAGCGCCAUGGGUACAUGCAGUACCUCGAAGUUUUCGAUGAUUUCCAGCCGGGCAAGGGCGGUGUGAAGCGCGCUGACAAAUUGACGGAUCAAUACUUCCGAUAUCUCGGCGAGCUGAUGGAUUAUCUCGAGUCAUUUAUGCGUCGGACUAGGCCCCUCGAGAAUCUCGAUAAAGUCUUCGACGGUUGGCAGAAGGAGUUCGAGACCGCAUGGGAGAAGGAUGAAGUGCCCGGGUGGCAGAAGGAGUCCAAAGCCAAGAUCAAUGCUUCAGCACGAACUUUGAGCACGCCAGAAGCUGUCUGGUGCGAGGCGUGUGAAAAGGAGUUCAAAAAUGAGAAUGUCUACAAGGGUCACUUGAACGGCCGGAAGCACAUCAAGGCAGUUGAACUACUGGCUAAACGGGAAGAAACUCCUGAAGAUACCCCAGACGGCCUCCUUGCCAAGACCGCUCACCGGUUACGAGAGCGCGCUGUUGCAGAGAGAGAGCUCCGCAUCAAAAAGCUGGUCAACGCCAUGAAAGUUGAGCGUGACGAUACGCGGGUGAACGUGGAGCGCAGGCAAGGCAUGACAGAGCGCGAACGGCAACAGGAACUUGAAAACUUCUACAACAUGAUGUCAGGAUCGGCAAAUAAGGAUGACAAGGAUGAGAAGGAAGAAGGCGAGGAAAAGCUCUACAACCCGCUCAAGUUGCCGCUUGCCUGGGAUGGCAAACCCAUCCCGUUUUGGCUCUACCGGUUACACGGCUUAGGUCAAGAGUUCCCGUGCGAGAUCUGCGGUAAUUUUGUCUACCGUGGCCGACGUGCCUUUGACAAGCACUUCAACGAGACCAACCACAUCACAAAUCUUAAGAGGCUCGGCAUCACCGAGACUUAUCUCUUUCGCGAUAUUACGUCUAUUGAAGAGGCUCUUAGACUGUGGGAAAAGAUUCAGAGAGACAGAAAAGCGAAGGAAGUUGAUGAUGGGGCAAUCGUGCAAAUGGAGGAUGCUGAAGGAAAUGUCAUGCCAGAGAAGGUUUACCUUGAUCUUCAGAAGCAAGGACUACUCUGA